AUGGGGGGACGGAAAAAGCACUCCCUGGGGACCUUCGAAAGCACGAGUCAAGAAAAAAUUAUGGAAGGAGACCCCAUAGGAUGGGAAUAUUCCCAGUGCUGCUUGCUCCUGCAGGGGGUUCAAAUCGUGGGAGCCUACGGUGUGUUGCGCCUUUGCCUGGAGGAGCCGCAACAUGAGCUGCUGCAGGGCAAUCCUGCACUAAUCCGUUCCCUGUUGCGGAUAUUGCAGGAGCAACAGCAACAGCUGACCGCCAGCAGCAAUAGCACCAGAAGAAGAGUCAGGAGUAGCCUCAAAAAGAGAUGCACCACCACUAACAUCUACCUUUGUCUUCUAGUGUCUCUGCCGCUCUUCCUGUUUUCUGAAAGCCGGCAAGGAAGGGCUGUGCUCAAUAGCUGCAGGGUAGGAGACGCCCUUGUACAAUUCCUUAAAGAAGUAGGCGCAGCUACGGCUGCUGCUGCAAAAUGUGGAGGGGCGUCUUUCGCACCAGGGACUGGCAGCUGUGCUGUUGCAGCUGCUCCAGCCGCCCCUGCGGCGGCUGCAAGACACAGCGGUAGAGGUCUUGCAGCAACUAGUGCAGCCAGGCAGUGGAGCUGUACUGCUGCGAGAGUCCUCUACAGAGCAACGGCACAUGGCUCCUGUGUCUCUGCGUUUACCUUAGGGGUUGCUUGCAACAGACCUAACUGGGCUAGUCGCGUAGUUGCUGCUGCUGGCUCUUCGGCGGCUACUGCUGAGGCACUGCCGGAGCUGUGUGGGCUUCUCGCUAAUUGCGCAGCAGUGCUACAAAUGCACCAGCUGCUGCAGGACGGCCUUUUGCAGAUGCUACUUCGGUGGGGUAUCACAGCUAUCCAGACUAUUAAUGCCCGAAGCGAGCACGUCUCUCUGCAUGUGAGGGGAGAAUCUAGACACUGGUGCAUCUAG
This is a messenger RNA of Cyclospora cayetanensis, 918 nucleotides long. RefSeq lists its product as uncharacterized. The transcript has 6 exons. Bases 1 to 918 code for a protein of 305 amino acids. The record is from RefSeq and is a predicted model, not a curated record. Lineage: Eukaryota; Apicomplexa; Conoidasida; Eucoccidiorida; Eimeriidae.